AUUUUAAUAUUAGUUAUAAUUUAUAGGGUUUUAAUAUAGAUUUGUAUUGUAUUACUUUUAAAUUUCCGGCGUAUUGAACAUAGGAAGGACGCACGAGCUGUUUCUGCUCCGGCCGCUCGCAUAUAUUAAGCCCUCCCCGCUCCCUUCUGGUCUCCUUCAACAAAGUAGUCUUCUAUUCAAUCUUCACGUUAUUCUCCACGUCUUAUUUUACUUCAUCAUGGCUAUCAUUGAGCUUGUCUUCCCUAAGGUGAAGAAUGACCCCGAAUCCAUCAAGGGUGCACAAGGGACCAUCCCUCUCGCUUUCAAGGCUCUAAAAGAUGGAGGUGUGCUACGAGGAGCAGCAGGUGCUAUUAUCUCGGAAAACGGGAAAGAUACCACCGGCGAAUUUAGAGAAUUCAUUGCUCUCGAAUGGCCUGAAUUAUCCUACUUCUACAAGUUCGUUGAAUCCCCUGGCUACGCAGAGUAUAAAGCCGCGGCACAACCCUUUUCAUCCGGACCACCGGACUUGAAUGUCUUUGAGACGAACCCCGGCGCGCAUCUAUUUGAUGGCCGUCCUAUCCUGGAUAUACUGCUCAUUAGCCCUAAGAAUGCGUCUGACGAUGAAGCGGCGGCUGUCUUGAAGAAGGUACAGUCGACGCUAGAGAAGAUCAGUGACACUGAGGGUGUGUAUGGAAGCUCCUUGAACCUUCCUCAGAAGAAGAUCACUAUCGUGAGAGCAAUUGCAGACAAGGCGGAAUUGGAUGCCGCGAAGAACGCCUCGGCGCGCCAAGAGAUCUUGAAGGAGAUCGGUGGCUUGGCCGAAGUGACCCAAUUGGUUGCCGAUGUUAAAGUGAUGCCCUUCUAGAAUGAUCAAAGAGAUCAACGACAUCAGAAGUAGUUAGAUUAGGUACUUCUACUAUUAUUUCUGAUAUUGAUUGUAGAAAACAAGAUCAUAAAUGAAGUAAUAUUUUAUUUGG
Molecule: messenger RNA, 956 nt
Organism: Daldinia decipiens
Lineage: Eukaryota; Fungi; Ascomycota; Sordariomycetes; Xylariales; Hypoxylaceae
Exons: 3
Coding region: 218-844 (208 amino acids)
Source: RefSeq, a predicted model, not a curated record